This is a messenger RNA of Prorocentrum cordatum, 426 nucleotides long. Lineage: Eukaryota; Dinophyceae; Prorocentrales; Prorocentraceae. The record is from the annotation of a GenBank genome assembly.
AUGGGCUGCCCCGAGCUAGACCAUGUGUCUCUUGCAGGCCCUCAGCUUCAGGUCGAGUUUUUCGAGGAGGUCGAUCGCGGUCUUGCUGGGGUAGCUCCAUUACCGCAGCGCGCCUGUUGGUCUUUGGAGUGGACCUGGGAGGUGGACGCCAGAGUGGCGAGUGCCGGGUGCGUGGACCUCCUUGCUCGGGUUGGGGCUUCCUUCGUCCGCAGGGGUGGAAGUUUUCGCGUGCUGGCAGACCCGGUCACGCCCCCCGACCUGCGGCUGACGUGCGAGGGCGCGGCCGCGCAGGACCAGAGGCCGACCGCAGGUCUGAGCACGUUUGGCGAGGGCAUGGAGUGGUUCCUGGGGGGCGUCCCGCCAGCGGGCCUCACCACCGAGCAGCACGCCGUGAUCAGCAACAGAUACGCCUACAACAGCCGCUGA